CGGAAGAAAGAGUUUGGAAACUGAACACAGAACAGCCAAAUCAUCAGACGGACGCCGAAGUGAAGUUUGCGAGUCGCCGAUCCAUCCCUCCCUCAUUCCCUCCAGUUCAGCUAGCCUUUUUAUGCUUCAAAGUAGGCUGUCUCUCUGCUUCUUCCGCAAUUCCGGCAACCCUGCAAAAGGCUACGCUCUACAGCAUCCUCUCCAGCUGAGGAAGAGCAUCGGGAAGGCGGGAUUAGGAGCCGCCAGGUUGGCGACUAGCCGGAGGGCAGAGACAAAGUUUCUUCGCCCCGUUUGGCGAGACGCGGCUGAGCGGCGGAAUCCCCGAAUUGUCUCCUGGAUUGCAAGCGCUUAGGGAGUUGGACAGGUCAGAUUUAUAGUAUUUACUGGUUUAUUGAUGAGAAAUCUAGGAGAUAAGUCAAACUAGGUUGUACUGGUUGAAACUCUAUGACAGAAGAUUGUGAGAUUAGGGAUUUAGGGUUUGUAUUUGUCUGCCUUCGGAUGCGCCAUUGUCAUCAGAUAAGAAGUUUCGUGAUAGCAAUGUUUUCUUAUUUAUAAAUUGGUUUUGUGGAUGUCUGCAGAUUAACUGGUGCAGUAGCACAACUAAACCUGAGUAAAAGCAGUUAAGAGUCAUGGCCAAGCAUCAUCCAGAUUUGAUCAUGUGCAGGAAGCAACCCGGCAUUGCCAUUGGACGGCUCUGUGAGAAAUGCGAUGGGAAAUGUGUGAUCUGCGACUCCUAUGUGCGCCCUUGCACGCUGGUGCGAGUUUGCGACGAGUGCAACUAUGGGUCGUUCCAGGGCCGCUGUGUUAUCUGUGGAGGAGUAGGCAUAUCUGAUGCGUACUACUGCAAAGAGUGCACGCAGCAGGAGAAAGACCGUGAUGGCUGCCCCAAGAUCGUGAAUCUGGGCAGUGCGAAAACCGAUUUGUUCUAUGAACGUAAGAAAUAUGGUUUCAAGAAAAGAUGAUGAGCAUCAGGAUAGAUAUAGCGUAUGAAUUUUGGUCUGUUGUUUACAAUGCAAGGAAGUUUAUACACUAGCAGCUAGCAUCUGCUGUUUAGUGUAGUCCUAGAGUAGAUGCCCCUCCUUUCUGUCCUUCUGUCUUUAGUCUUUACGAAUUCGUGAUGAAAUCUUGAGGCGGGUCUGCCAUUUGUGUUGCUGUUUCUUUUCUCCCCAAGAACUAGAUGUGUUUUGAAGCAGAUGUUCAUUGAAUCGCAUAAGCUAAAGCAUAGAACGGAUUUGACCGUAGUUUCCACUUGGGUCACUCAUUGGGCUUUGGGCCCAGAUAAAUCUAUUGGGCUUUA
Linum trigynum is the source of this 1297-nucleotide messenger RNA. NCBI's taxonomy places the organism in Eukaryota, Viridiplantae, Streptophyta, Magnoliopsida, Malpighiales, Linaceae. The record is from the annotation of a GenBank genome assembly.